Molecule: messenger RNA, 3054 nt
Organism: Diatraea saccharalis (sugarcane borer)
Lineage: Eukaryota; Metazoa; Arthropoda; Insecta; Lepidoptera; Crambidae
Source: the annotation of a GenBank genome assembly
UCACAUCACAUUCAGUCAGCAAUUUAACAUUUUAUAAGUCGGUCAGUCAUAUAGGAAAUGGUUAUGUAGUUGGUUCGGUUGUAAUUCGGUAAAGGACAGUUGCGUCUCAUAGAUUUUCGAAAAUACCUACUAAAUGUUGACUGGCUCCAAAAACAUUCCCAAGUAGGACUUUAUAUUUCGGUUUUGUGUUCUUGUAGGUAAUGUGUGUAUAAUAAAAUUAUCUUUAUAAUUAUUUCUUUUGAGAAAUAACUCUAAAUCUAUUGAAGACUUGCAGUGUAUGUUUUGUAAGCACCAUGGACCAGAGUGGUAUUAGUCCAAAUACUUCCAAUCAGGAGCUGGUGAUAAAUAGUGACAAUGAUUCUGCUACGGCGCUGCUGCAGGAGAAGCAAGAAAGACGAAAUGAGACUUUAAGGGAUGUCAGUUUUGUAGAAUACAUGACUGUCGGAAUAUUGUGUUUCGUCAAUCUCAUCAACUAUAUGGAUAGAUUCACUCUUGCAGGAGUGCUGACACAUGUCAAGGCAGAAUUCAAUAUCGGUGAUGACAGCGCCGGCUUCCUCCAGACGGUGUUUGUCGUCGCGUACAUGGUCUUCGCGCCCAUUUUCGGGUACCUGGGCGAUAGGUACUCGAGACGUACCAUCAUGGCGUUUGGAGUUGGUCUCUGGAGUAUGACAACUUUGUUUGGAUCAUUUAUCACCAAUUUCACAUGGUUCGCGUUUUUCCGCGGGCUGGUGGGCAUCGGCGAGGCGUCGUACUCGACAAUCGCUCCUACCAUCAUUAGCGAUUUGUUCGUGGGUAACGUCCGUUCAAAGAUGCUGGCUAUCUUCUAUUUCGCCAUACCAGUUGGCAGUGGCAUGGGUUAUAUUGUGGGUUCAGUAGCGGGAGGUGUAGCUGGCGAUUGGCGUUGGGGCCUUCGUGUCACCCCGGUACUGGGUGCUCUCGCUGUCGGGCUCAUUGCUUUAGUCAUGAGAGAUCCAGAGCGAGGAGCGGCAGAAGACAGCCACAUGACAGCUACUUCCUACAAGGACGACUUGCGCUCACUCAUUAAGAAUCCAUCGUUUAUGCUGUGCACAUUUGCGUUUACGUGCGUGACGUUUGUGACUGGCGCUUUGGCCUGGUGGGGGCCGCAGUUCAUAUUCCUCGGCCUCAAUUUACAGAAUGGAAUGGACAUGUCGCUGGAAAGGGUUUCACUAAUCUUCGGCGGGCUCACGAUGGUAUCCGGACUUUUGGGAGUGCCGCUUGGAUCGUGGCUUGGCGCCGGUCUAGUGAAACAGUAUCCGCGGGCACAUCCCAUCAUCUGCGGCGCGGGACUGCUGCUAUCGGCGCCCGCCAUGACAGUCGCCGUAGCGAUAGCGGACCAAUCAUUCUACGCCCCAUUCAUCUUCAUGUUACUGGCCGAAGUCACUUUGAAUCUCAACUGGGCAAUAGUGGCCGAUAUGUCGCUGUAUGUUGUUAUACCACCUCGUCGAUCGACCGCAGAAGCCUUCUUAAUCUUAAUAUCACAUAUGUUUGGAGAUGCUGGAAGCCCAUAUUUGGUUGGAGUGAUAUCUGAAAGUCUGAAGAAGUCUUUGUCUUUGACGCCAACUGAAGAGCCCUCUGCCAGUGUGCAGUUUAGGGCGUUGCAGUACUCUUUGUUCACCACAUGUUUUGUCGAAGUGAUUGGAGGCGUAUUCUUCUUGCUUACUGCGAUUUACAUUGUCAGAGACAAACUGAAAGUGGACACAGCGAUUGCGAAUGCUGUCGCUCAGAGAACGGAGCCAUCACACAGUACAGCACAAGAAGAAAACUCCAAUGAAUAGACCUGAAGUCAGAUUAGGUAUUAUAAAAAUACAUUAGGUAAAAUCUAGUGUUUUAAUCAAUUAACUACAAUGUAGAUUCCUCUAUGACAUGUUUUUCGUAACUGGCCUUGCGGAAUUUAUUUUAUAGUUAGUUGAUUUGCAACAUUUAAUGGAAGACUGAAAUGAGAAUGCCGUAUGCGUGACUUAUUAGGGCGGGUUAUGAAGAUGAGUCGAGACAAAUGAGUGGAAUGUAAUUUAGAAAAUAAGGGUUUAGGAAGUAAAAUCGCUUCAUUUUGGGUAUUUAAAAAAAAAAGUAUUUUUACUGUCCUCAUCAUUUUAUACUUUUUCAUGAUUAUUUAAUGAUGAAAAUUGAUUUAAUCUCUUAAGUACCUCAAGAGAUAGACUAUAAUCUGCUGUUACCUAUUAGUUAAGAACAUCCUUAUUUUACUUAUAAAUGCAGAAAAUUAAAAGUUGAAUGCUGAGUCUUCGAUUUUAUGGCAUUAUUGCACUAAAUUAUUUUAAUGGUUGUAUUUUUAGAAUUACUGAAUUCAUUUUAAUUUAUUUGUGUUGAUGUUUUAUUUCUAACAAGUUAAUUGUAAUAUUAAUUUGCAACAAUAAAUAAAAAUCAAUAAUUUUCAUUUUAUAUACUAAUGUAUAAUACAUAUAUUCAUACAGUUUAACGGUUUAAUUUGUUAAUAAGGUACAAAUUCUAAAAGUUCCUAUUAAAUAUUUAUGAACUGAAUAAAUUUGCUCUUAAACAUUCGCAGCAUCAUGACAAUAAUUCUGUUAUCAGUAUGUACGUAUAUACUGUGGGAUCAGUCGUCAAAAGAAAAAAAUAACGCUUUUAGAAUAGAUAAAACAUAUCUCAUAUAUGUAAGGGCAGGUUCAUAUCUGAAGAUCGUAUCAGAUCGGUCGCGGAAACGCGAGAACUGACAAACACAUGACAUUCAACCUUUCACACUCGACGCAUAUAAUAAUAUUGACUCGAUCGACUUUUGUGAGACGCUCGACCAAUUUUUCGGAAGAUUUGCACCAACCCUAAUCCAUGUAGUUUUUGUCACAAAGUUAUAUGUAUGUAAAACGUGUUGGAUUUGUUAACCACACAGAAGUAUACUUGCCAGUGUAACUGCUGCAUGUUUCUAUGGGCUAGUUAAACUGUAUUGAAUAUGAGGAAAGACUGAAUUAAUAAUGAUCACGUUGUAACGGUGGCAAAACACAAUUGUUUAAUGUAAAUAUUGUGUAAAAUAUCAUGGAAUUGAAGAAAAAUAUAAUUUAUUUU